CGGGCGCCGUGAGUCAGUGCCCAGUAAACAUUGGCGUGAGCCGCGCCGGCUCCGCCAUGGUGGCGGCGCCGUGAGGGCGGGAGGGCGGCGCGGCGGGCUGGGUGCGGCGGCGGCAGCGGCGGGGGGCCGGGGCCAUGGACGAGCUCAAGCACCAGGUGAUGAUCAACCAGUUCGUGCUGGCGGCCGGCUGCGCCGCCGACCAGGCCAAGCAGCUGCUGCAGGCGGCCCACUGGCAGUUCGAGACUGCUCUCAGUGCUUUUUUCCAAGAAACAAACAUCCCCUACAGCCACCACCAUCAGAUGAUGUGCACUCCCGCCAACACACCGGCCACACCGCCUAACUUCCCCGAUGCCCUCACCAUGUUCUCCCGCCUCAAGGCCUCCGAGAGCUUCAACAGCAGCAGCCCCGUGGCCUCCAUGGCGACUUCCCCGCCACCCCCGGCCCCGCCGCUGCCCCAGCAUGGGGCCUUCAACCCCGCCUGGCCCGCGGCUUCACCCCCUGGCCAGCAGCAGAGCAUGUGGACUCCAGCCCCCCCAGCGCAGCCCGCAGGCUGGCCAGCCGCCGUCUCCCAGCAGGCCACGGCAGAACAGAAGGCCAACGUGACCAUGGAGGCAGAGAGAUGAGGCCGUGGUGAAGAGCGCACGCGGCGGGGACCCCUGCAUAUGAAUAUAUAUAUUUUUUUCUUUUCCCCCUCCCCGAAGAGGAGAGGAACUCUGCUGCCAGGGCAUCUGGCAGCUGCUGAGACACACAAGCAAAUAGCUGCCUUGCAUGGGUUUGGUUUGAAGUAGUUUUUACUUGUCCUCGAGCUGAACAGAGCUCCCCAGAGACAGCAGGAGGCUGCGUGGGACGUGGGACUGGUGCCGGCCUGAGACCCCACUGGGAGCAACCCCUCCUCUCUUGGGACACUGGAGUUUGCAUGCAAGUGACAUUUACAGAGGAGGUCCCUUCUUCAUGGUCCCCUGGGCCACCCCACCAGGCAGAGCGGGCUGUACCCAAUUGUUUUCCCCCAUCCCUUGGCCCCACUCACUGGGUGGAGGCAGACACCCCACACAGCUUGUUUUUUGUGAGGUGGGGAGAGAGCGAGGGCUGUUUCUGUUCGGCCGCGGCCUCCGCCACCCCGUAUGCGCCAUGCUCGCUGGUGAGCAGGGCUGGGGGAACACCAGCUCCUGAGGAGGUGCCCGGCCCCUCGCCCACCUCAGUGGUGGAGAGCAGGGGGUGGGCCAUGGGGGGCCCGGCUGGGCCAGCACACCCUCCCCUCACCCUCCUGGGAUGGGGUUUGCCCCGGGGCUGUUUGCAUGACACAGUGUAACCCUAGAGACUGGGAUCGUUUUUAACCCCUCUGUUCUUUUCUCCGGGCGGCUGGAAGUCUCUCCGGGUGCGCCGCAGCCGCUUGCAAUACAUGCUCUUCUGCUUUGAA
This is a messenger RNA of Columba livia (rock pigeon), 1417 nucleotides long. RefSeq names its product UBA like domain containing 1 (gene UBALD1). Gene Ontology annotation, molecular function: protein binding. NCBI's taxonomy places the organism in Eukaryota, Metazoa, Chordata, Aves, Columbiformes, Columbidae. The record is from RefSeq and is a predicted model, not a curated record. Bases 135 to 623 code for a protein of 162 amino acids. The transcript is spliced from 3 exons.